Molecule: messenger RNA, 411 nt
Organism: Penicillium paradoxum
Lineage: Eukaryota; Fungi; Ascomycota; Eurotiomycetes; Eurotiales; Aspergillaceae
Product: aegerolysin family protein
Exons: 2
Coding region: 1-411 (136 amino acids)
Biological process (GO): symbiont-mediated hemolysis of host erythrocyte
Source: RefSeq, a predicted model, not a curated record
AUGGACUUGAACAAGUACAAUUCUCAGUGGGUCGAGUUCCACAUUCGGGACCAUAUCAAAGAUGGCGAGAUCCUGGUGCAGAACACUGUCAUUGAAGGUGGCGAGUUCAUCGACCCCAAUAACCGUCGCAAGUCGCUCACAGAAGAGGAGAUUGAUGAGAUCAAGAUCUCCUCCGACGGCGUUGGUGAGAUCAAAGCUGGCAGCCGUCGCGGUAGCGAGGGCCGCCUGGACUUAUUUCAUGACAAUGACAAGAUUUGCGAGCUUCACUGGGAAAACCGUGGCGGAGACUACGUCAACUUGGUUGAGGUCUUGGACAAGAGCGACAAGUACACCAUCCGGCACGGAGGAUGGAGCACUGAGUCCGGACCCCUGGGACAUGUCUUUGUCGAUGUCAUGGAGAAGAAGGAAUAA